CAGCGACAUCAUCGUUACAUGAUAUAUGGCAAAAAACAACGGUAUAUCGAAGUAUUUCAGUGCAGUGGGGACGAUAUGAAUUUGGUAUUGACAGGUGCAGUAACUCCACCAUCAACCAAGGCUCUACUAUCACCCGAGGGGCGAAAUCGCAAGUUGGUGCUACAUAUAUAUAAAACAUACGUAUAUAUCGUGUUACAAUGGUGCAGUGUCGAUUGCUGUUUGGUAGCGGGAUCUACAAAUACUAACUCCUGUGCUUCCAGGAGGCACGAUGUUGCCGCCGCCACCAGUAGCAAUAUUUCCACCCGCGGCUGCAAUGCUACCACGUGGACCACCACAAUUUGCAGCACAUUAUCCGCCUCCAAUUUUCUAUUGGCCUUAUCCUUCGCCACCAGUUAGUCCAACUAAUUAUUAUAAUCCAGCAAAUGUUGGUGGUAUUGCGGCGAUUCCUCAGCAAGCAGCUUUGUUAACUCCAGCCGAAUGUUUGCAAUUAGCACCAGGAGCGACUGUACCUGCUACAAAUACACCAACCGCAGAACCGCGCAUUGAAGCUUUUCUUCCACGAAUGGAUUUAGAAAAACGUGUUCCUGUUCCUGCACCUUCUCAAGCAGAAUGCAAUCCUUUCGUUGAAGUAUUUAUGGUUUGAUGAUCGUUUGAUCAAGAUUCGUAUGGAAAAUUCAUCUUAAAUAUUCUGCAGUACGUUCGAUCAUCGGCAGAAUUGAGUAUAUCUUUCAGCCUCGCACGACAGAAACUGCUUUCCUACUACUUGCAAAAAAAAAAAAAAAAAAACGUACGUAUAUACUUA
Molecule: messenger RNA, 802 nt
Organism: Apis mellifera (honey bee)
Lineage: Eukaryota; Metazoa; Arthropoda; Insecta; Hymenoptera; Apidae
Product: protein transport protein sec31
Exons: 4
Coding region: 269-643 (124 amino acids)
Source: RefSeq, a predicted model, not a curated record